This is a messenger RNA of Bipolaris sorokiniana ND90Pr, 1448 nucleotides long. RefSeq lists its product as uncharacterized. The transcript has 2 exons. The record is from RefSeq and is a predicted model, not a curated record. Lineage: Eukaryota; Fungi; Ascomycota; Dothideomycetes; Pleosporales; Pleosporaceae. Bases 182 to 1264 code for a protein of 360 amino acids.
AGCUUAUCCACGCAUCAACACCACACCAUCGUCUCGCCGUCUGCCUCCGUCUCUUGCGUUCCACGGCCUUGGCCUGUCAGUCUUCCAAAAAGAGCGGAAGUGAGCCGGUACAGGGCAGUCCGUACUCAACCUCACCGGGUGGGGCUGACCAUUCAGUAUAUACAAAGAGACAGCAUUUACCAUGUUUCCAUGUGCGGAAAGACCAAUACUGCCAGACCAUGUUACGACGAUCAACUAUGCCUUGGACUGGCCACAUCUACAAAAUCCCAGCAAUACCACAUUUGCAGGACUGACACAGAUUGACAUCUGCCAUUGCCAAAGAACAGACCUCUCUCCGCAGAAAGAUACCGAGCCGGGUCACAUAUACACUCGAUUGAAGUGCAUAGAACCCGAAGUUCGCUUCAAGACGGCGAAAGAAGAUCUAUGGGUAUUGGAAGCCCCCCAUGGACCCAUCAACAUGUUACGACCGGCUACAGAGGAAGAAAAAGCCCGACGCAGCCAAAUCCACCCUGAUGCAGAUCCAUCCGUGUAUCAAGGCCAAAAUUUUCUCUUCCUGACAGGACCCUGCCCCCGCGGAAGAUACCAGGCAUACGCCACACAAAAAUGGCUGGAGACUCUGACGCCCGCUGCUCGAAAACACAUUUCAAGUCUAUGUCUGCUCAUCCAGCCUUACGAGGAAGACUCUUCUGCCGAGGCUACGCGAAGAGCAUACACAGACCUCGCCGAGUAUCUUGUACAACAAGCCCCAGAAUUUGAAAAACUCUACCUCCUUGUCUGCUCAAAUGGGAUGCAAUUAUGCAGCGCAGCAAGCGAGUUCAGCAAACUCCUUCACAGCAGAGACAUCAAGAUCAUAGUAGUCGUCGAUGAUUGCUGCAGCAGGGAGAUGACAGAGUACGACGAUCCUGGUUUAUUCUCGGAAACUAUGAUGGCCAUGGCACGUCGGCCGCCUCCGCUCCAGACGGCCAGUGAACCGCCACAGAAAUGUGAGACUGAUGAGCAUAGGUCCGAGGUUGUAGAACCAAGUGAGCGGGAUAAAGAAAAAGAGGGGAUGGAGGAAGGGGAUGAUAAUGGAGAAGAUAAGAAGGAGAAGGGUGAUGACGAAGAAGAAGAUAAGAAGGAGAAGGGUGAUGACGAAGAAGAAGAAGAUAAGAAGGAGAAGGAGGAACAAGGAAGAGAAGACAGUGUUGAUGGCGAUUGGACUGAUGCGACCGUGAGCCCUACAUCACCCCAAAACGAGUUGGACAAGGAUUGGCAGAUGUUGUGAUUCACAUUAUUCAAACGUCAUAUACACACGUACGAAUUAUGUCAGUUACCAUGCACAUAUUCAUUCAAGCGUCAGAUCAAGCAUGUGAAGCAGAAAGGAAACAAUUGAAUAAACCGGCCUGAGUAUGUGGAUAUCAAACGAGCGUGGUAGAAAAUAUACACACGUGAAAAGGGGGGGCAUUACA